This is a messenger RNA of Siniperca chuatsi (mandarin fish), 1429 nucleotides long. It is a transcript of the gene ccdc137, whose product is annotated as coiled-coil domain containing 137. The coding region runs from base 145 to 951 and encodes 268 amino acids. The transcript has 6 exons. NCBI's taxonomy places the organism in Eukaryota, Metazoa, Chordata, Actinopteri, Centrarchiformes, Sinipercidae. The record is from RefSeq and is a predicted model, not a curated record.
CAGCCACAGAGUGAGAGCUCUUCACUUCCGCCCUCCCUGUCACUUGAGGUAGAGGUUCGUGGGUUAAAGGUUAUACAUGCUGCUCCACAUGUGUUAUUGUUGUGUUAAGCUAAUUUGUAAUGCAUUGAAAUAAACUACAGUAACAUGGGGAAGAAUAAGAAGAACAGAACUAACCAGUCAGGAAAGCAAGCGGACAAGGCCGGACAACGUCCAAGUGAUAAGCUCAAACGAGAUGGUAACGUUAAACCCCAAAAAGCCAAACCAGACCACCUCAAAGACAUCCCCUUUAGGCUCCGAGAGAUAAUGAAGAGCAAGGAGAGAAUGAAAACGGGACCCUUGAGGGCCAAAAAACUAAAAAAGGCCAUCUCCCCUAAAGGUAAACCAGAGGAUUCCCAGUGUGGAGACAUACCGGUCCCACAUUUCAGGAGGGGAAAGGAGGAAAGUGAAAAAGCAUACCUGCGGCGCAUGGAGAAUGAGACAAAACACAUCCUCUUCCUCACCAGGAAUCAAGUAGAGAGAAAGCCUGAACUGGAUGCAGACAAACAAGAGAGGCCAGCAGACAAGAGCAAGUCUGAGAAAAAGAAGGAGUAUGAUAAAGUCAGAUUACAGAGGCUACAUCAGAAAAAGUUGGACAGACAAGAGGCCAAGAUGGAAAAAGAGAUGUUUAUAGAUAAUGUUCCCUUUGGUGAAGUUUCAAUGGCCCCGCCGUCUUUGAGCACCAAACCCAAGAAAGCUCCCGUCAAAUCUCAGAAGGCAUCAAGGGACCUGCUUCUCAACUCUCUCCUGGGCCACACUGAGGCCUCCACAACCAAGCCCUCCAUGGCCAGACAGAGAAUCGUGGAGGAAGAGAGGGAGCGAGCAGUGGAGGCCUACCGUUAUCUUAAGAAACAGAAACAGCUGCAACACGAGGCCAGGGCUGCCAGUCUGGAAAAACUCAAGAACCUUCAGUGAUGUUUCAUGUCAAAGAAUUAUAAGUCCCCGACUUCAGUCCCCAGUGAAGUCCAGAAACUGACUCAGAUUGUAAGAUAACCAUCAGCCGACUGUAUUAUGUAACUCUGGAACUGAUAGGCCAGCGGCGGAGCUUACCACAAAGUAGCUAAUUGUCAGGGAAAGAAGCAAACAUUUGCAUCCACAGGCCACAGUUUGAGGUAAGUAGUUAUCAACAUUCACCUGCCAAUUUCAGUAUCAUAUUUAGCAAAAAAUAAAACAGGACAUUCAGAUUGUUAAUGCCUGUUUAAAUGUCUUAUAAACAAGACAAACUGAUCACCCCUAACUAAAUACAUCCAGACAUGUGACUUUCUCACCCUUGUAACUGUGUUGGUGCUCAUUUGUAUUUACACUGUUUUCAUAUUUGUAUCUUUAGGUAAGCACUAUGACAUCAUUUGUGUUAUGGUAGACAAUAAAAUCAUUAAGGUUUUCUCAAGGAAAA